Messenger RNA from Drosophila busckii, 3143 nucleotides. It is a transcript of the gene Parp1, whose product is annotated as poly [ADP-ribose] polymerase. Bases 68 to 3049 code for a protein of 993 amino acids. NCBI's taxonomy places the organism in Eukaryota, Metazoa, Arthropoda, Insecta, Diptera, Drosophilidae. Gene Ontology annotation, cellular component: nucleus. The record is from RefSeq and is a predicted model, not a curated record. The transcript has 6 exons. Gene Ontology annotation, molecular function: DNA binding; NAD+ poly-ADP-ribosyltransferase activity; zinc ion binding.
UACAUUUAAGCGGUAAUGUGUUGUGAAAUUGGUUUACAUUUCGGAUUUUAAAAUAAAUAGAAGAACUAUGGAUAUUGAGCUACCUUAUAUGGUUGAGUAUUCAAAAACUGGUCGUGCUAAUUGCAAAGGAUGCAAGACACCAAUUCCAAAAGACUCCUUGCGCUUAGCUGUGAUGGUCCAAUCUGCUUUUCAUGACGGAAAACAGCCAAAUUGGUUCCAUAAAAAAUGCUUUUUUAUAAAGCAAAGACCAGGCUCUGUUGGUGACAUUAAAAACUUCGAAAAUAUGCGGUUUGAUGAUCAGAAUGAACUGAAAGCGCUUGUAGGUUCUGUGAAACAGGCAGUGGAAAGCAAGUCUGGAAAUAAACGCUCAAAGUCUGAAAAGGUAGCUCUUCAGGAUUUCGAAAUCGAGUAUGCCAAGUCUGGUAGAGCGGCAUGUCGAGGUUGCGAAUUAAAAGUAUCUAAAGAUGAGAUUCGUGUGGGUAAAACGGUAUAUAACACUGAAGUUGGCAUGAAAUAUGGAGGACAGAAAUUAUGGCAUCAUCUGGAAUGUUUUGUUGAAUUGCGUUGUGAGUUGGGUUGGCUUGAUACAGGUGAAAAUUUACCAGGAUUCAAAAAACUAAGUUCUGAAGAUAAAGAUGUUGUUAAGAAGAGAAUUACCGCUAUAAGGUCAGAAGAACAACCAGAUGCAAAGAAGCCCAAGCUAGAACCUGAAGAGGAGUCAAAAGAAAAAGAAAACUUGGCAAAUUUAAGAAAACAGAAUAACAUUUUUUUUAAAUUUCGUGAUGGAAUUAAAAACAGCAUGAAGAAGUCAGAUAUUGAACGGUUAUUACAAUACAAUCGUCAGGAGUGCAUAACUGGUGAUUCAGAAAAGCUUUUAGAUCAAGCAGCAGACUUACUUGCGUUUGGAGCAAUUGAAGCAUGCCCAGACUGUAAAAGUACACAAUUCAGUUUCACUAAAUCUGGUUACGUUUGUAACGGUAACAUAUCGGAAUGGACCAAAUGCAGCAAGUUGAUGGCACAGCCAAAGCGCAAAGCGUGCAAAAUUCCACGUGACUUUUAUGCUUUAUAUACAUUUUUAAGUUGUGUUAAGAAUAAUCCUGAAACGCGUAUUAUUCAAUAUUUUGCUCCAAGUGCUUCAACUAUAUCAAAGGAUAUUGAUAUUAAAAAAAAUCCAGAUGAUCUUGAUGGGCCGAAAAUUAAACGGAACCGUCCAGCAUUGUAUGAUUUUAAAUUCUGCUUAAUUGGCUUGAAGGAUAUCGAGGCAGAGAUUAAGAAGCGUAUUGAAAAAUUGGGAGGCAAGUGCGAUAGUAAGAUAACCGAAGAGACUAUUGCGGUGAUCUCGACAGAAAAAGAGGUUACAAGAUGCAGCUCUCGCAUGGAAAAAGCAAAAGAGCUGGGCAUACAUAUUGUUCCAGUUAAAUACAUUGAUGCCGUCGAAUCAGAUGCCAAAGGAGCGCUUGGUUUUAUAAACAGUAUGACUCUUUGCGAUUGGGGAACAGAUCCAUCUGUUCGCUUACCAAAAAAUGAAUUAAAGAGUUCAAAAUCUAAGAGUAUUUAUACAAAAUCCAUGCCCAAGUCCAUGACCCUAAAAGUAAAAAAUGGCCUUGCUGUUGAUCCCGACAGUGGUCUUGAGGACAUUGCUCAUGUUUACGCUAAAAGCAAGGACAGAUACAAUGUGGUUCUUGGCCUCACGGACAUACAGCGCAACAAGAAUUCAUAUUAUAAGAUGCAACUAUUGGAAGCUGACAAGAAAAAUAAGUUUUGGGUUUUCCGUUCUUGGGGCCGCAUAGGAACAACUAUUGGGGGCACAAAAAUUGAAGAUUUUCACUCGGUUGUUGAUGCCAUAAACAGUUUUAAUGAUGUAUAUUUAGAAAAAACAGGUAAUUUGUUUGAGAAUAGGGGCAAUUUUGUCAAACAAGCUGGUCGUUUGUACCCCAUCGAUGUUCAGUACGAAGAUGACUCAAAAGUAAAUAGGGCUGACACUCACAAUAUAGAGUCCAAGCUUAAAGCUUCAAUUCAAAGUCUGAUUAAGCUAAUAUUUGAUGUCGAUUCGAUGAAAAAAGCCAUGAUGGAGUUCCAUAUUGAUAUGGAAAAAAUGCCACUCGGAAAGCUGAGCCUAACUCAAAUCCAGUCUGCGUACAAAGUUGUGAAUGAAAUCUACGAGCUUAUUCAGCAAUGUUCCAACAACACUAAAUUUAUUGAUGCUAGCAAUCGUUUCUAUACACUGAUUCCACACUGCUUUGGCAUUCAUGCUCCACCUAUAAUUGAAAGUGUCGAGCAGGUUGAAAAUCUACGGCAAAUGCUCGACUCAUUGUCUGAAAUUGAAGUUGCUUACAAUUUGAUACAAAACGAGGAUAGUACUGAAAAUAUAAAUCAAUUGGACAAGCAUUACGAACAAUUAAAAACGGAGCUAGAUCCGCUGGACAAAAAUAGCGAUGAAUUUGUACUUUUGAAAAAAUACGUCCAGAACACACACGCUGCUACGCACAGCUCGUAUGAGCUUGAAAUUGUUGACAUUUUUAAAGUAGUUCGGCAAGGCGAGGCUCGCCGGUAUAAACCAUUUAAAAAACUACAUAAUCGAAAAUUGCUAUGGCAUGGGUCGCGACUUACAAAUUUUGUGGGUAUAUUGUCGCACGGUUUGAAAAUUGCUCCACCAGAAGCGCCGCCGACUGGAUAUAUGUUUGGCAAGGGCAUUUACUUUGCGGAUAUGGUGUCAAAGUCGGCUAACUACUGCUGCACCAGUCAGCAAAAUUCUACGGGACUUAUGCUGCUGUCUGAAGUUGCUUUGGGUGACAUGAUGGAGUUUACGGCUGCAAAGUAUGUUGAAAAGCUACCAAAGGAUAAGCAUAGUUGCUUUGGUCGUGGUCGCACUAUGCCCGAUCCUAAGGAGUCCUACAUACGAGAGGAUGGAGUUGCAAUUCCCCUCGGAAAGCCAAUUACUGAUGCUAAACUGGCCUCAUCAUUGUUGUACAAUGAGUUUAUCGUCUACGAUAUUGCCCAGGUUAAUGUUCAAUAUUUGUUCCGAUUAGAGUUCAAAUACAAAUAUUAAGAAUAUGUUUAAUGCCCAACAUUAAACCAAUCUAUAAUAAUCUAUAAUUCAUUUACCCGUCGUGUGGGGUUUUUGGUUUCAACUGAAUUUAUUU